This is a messenger RNA of Capsella rubella, 438 nucleotides long. RefSeq lists its product as uncharacterized. The transcript has a single exon. Bases 1 to 438 code for a protein of 145 amino acids. The record is from RefSeq and is a predicted model, not a curated record. NCBI's taxonomy places the organism in Eukaryota, Viridiplantae, Streptophyta, Magnoliopsida, Brassicales, Brassicaceae.
AUGUGGAUCUCUAACCUAAACAGGUUGCCCACUCGUGCAAGGUUAGUGUCAUGGGGAAUGCAAGUCUCCCCUCUCUGCUGUUUGUGCUCUUCCUAUCCAGAAACUAGAGACCACCUUCUUCUCUCCUGUGGGUUUAGCUCUGAAAUCUGGAAUCUGGUACAGACAAGACUAAGGCUGCCUAUUUUGCUGUUCCAAGACUGGGACUGUCUCCUCCUUUGGCUCAAGCUCAGCACUGCUUCUUCUCCUUCUAUCCUCCGAAAGCUAGCUGCUCAAGCCACUGUAAAUGCGUUGUGGAAACAGAGAAACAAUCUGCUGCAUAACCAUCUAGUCAUUCCUCCGACCAUCGUCUUCAAAGCCAUCGACCGAGAGAUCGUAAACACCAUCUCUGCAAGAUGUCAUCGCAAAAGCUUCCGAAAGCUAAUGCGUUUAUGGAUAUGA